Haplochromis burtoni (Burton's mouthbrooder) is the source of this 5684-nucleotide messenger RNA. RefSeq names its product KISS1 receptor a (gene kiss1ra). NCBI's taxonomy places the organism in Eukaryota, Metazoa, Chordata, Actinopteri, Cichliformes, Cichlidae. Gene Ontology annotation, molecular function: G protein-coupled peptide receptor activity. Gene Ontology annotation, biological process: neuropeptide signaling pathway. The record is from RefSeq and is a predicted model, not a curated record. The transcript is spliced from 5 exons. Gene Ontology annotation, cellular component: membrane. Bases 1636 to 2769 code for a protein of 377 amino acids.
CACUGGUUGUCACACUGCUUGCAUUAGGAUUUAACAUUAAAAAAGGUUUUCAUAUCAAAUAUGACGUUUUAAGACCCAGUUUUACAUUUGAAAAUAAACCUUUGGAAAACCAGAUUGUAGCUAAGUGAGAAGGAAAAUCUGUAAAUUAUUUCCAGAUUCAUCCUUUCUGAUGAUAAUUUAUUUUUCUGGUGUGGAAUAAAAGGGAUUUUGACCAUAGACGGUCCUCGGAGAGAACACAUGGUUAAGAAAUAUAAAAUUAAUAUCUUUAGAAACGGCUUCUUUGAUAUUUGCAGGUUUUGUUUUUUUUAAAUAGACAGCUUUCUCAAUUUAACAGUGAUAUUCUUGAUGUUUCCUGUCUGCCUCUGUAAAGGUAUUUUAAAAUGCUAUCUUAUUGUAACUCCAUGUGGAGCACGGUGAAAUCGGUUGGAGGCUGUUUUUGGCAAUUGUUACUAAAAGAUUUAGGGAUAACGUUGCUAGGAGACCCUUACAUCAGCUAUUUAUCCCAAAGUCAUGUAGAAACCCACACACAAACACACUGACACGGAUUCAGUGUGUGUGUGCGUGUAUCGCCUCUUCCCACUGCGUCUGUGCGUUCUUGCUCAUACUAUAAAGCUGCAAGCACCUCGUUCACUCUGCUCGCUGCCGUCUCCGCGAAGCAUGAUUUCUAUUCAACUCAGCUCUGCUUAGAGGAUGCACAGCAGAUGAGGGUUUUUUUUUUGUUCCCAGUUCUUUUUAUUAAAAAACAAACCAUUUUGUCAGACACAGUUUUGUCAGGGUUAGAGAGCAAAUAUCAACUCAUUUACUAGCCUGUAUUUAUCUUUUAGUCAAGUUACUAUCCUUUCCUCUAAAGGAAAAUCCCUGGAUGGAAGGUUAGGUGAUGGAUUGAAUUGUGGACCUUACUACAAAGAAGUGGAACAGUGGGGACAAAUCAGCUGAAUACCAACUCAAAGAAAAGAAGAGGGAGUUGCAAGUACACUGGAUUUGCUUCUGAGUAUUUGAUGACCGAGCUUGGAGAAGACAUCUGUGUGCCUGUCAGCAUAACCUCGGUUGUUAAUAAUUUCCCAGGGCUAUUGAAAUGGGCGCUUAGCUCUCGAGUCAGAAAAACAGCAAGCUUUAAAGCUCAACGGUGUUGGCAGUGGCAGUUUUCAUCCAACAAGCUUCAAAGAAAAGAAGCCCUUUAUCCACUCCUGCUCACCUCCUAUUUUUUUAUGACCUGUUGACAUAAUUUCUCUAUCCUACUUUGAGUCCGACACUUGAGCAGCUUAAGAAGUCUUUUUCCAUCUUGCCCGACCCCCUUUUCUCCUGAAUUGCAUCCCUCCACCUUUUAUUUACCUUGCUACCCUUUCACUUUGAUUAAACUGCUUGCUAUUCACUUCAAUUUUGCCUCAUCUCAUAUCUGGUGUUUUUCCUACAAUCUGCCACCCCAUAUACCUUUCACUGCUCAACUUUUCUCUCAUGCAGUCUUCCUGCCAGACUUUUUCCCUCCUUAUUAUUUGCUUUUCUCUCAUUUUCUUUGCCUGAGGGCAGAGAGGACCGCAUACUGCACACUCUCUCUCUUCAAAUUGGUUCUAGACCUCAUACAACCUGCUCACUUACCCGCUCGCGUCCGUCAAUUAUUCCCCCUCUCCUGUCACGAUGUACUCCUCCGAGGAGCUGUGGAACUCCACCGAGCAGGUCUGGAUCAAUGGAUCCGGAACAAACUUCUCUCUAGGAAGACACGAGGAUGAGGAGGAGGAGGAAGGAGACAAGCAUCCUUUCUUCACGGAUGCCUGGCUGGUCCCUCUGUUCUUCUCUCUCAUCAUGCUGGUCGGACUGGUGGGCAACUCUCUGGUCAUUUAUGUCAUUUCAAAACACAGACAGAUGAGGACAGCAACCAACUUCUACAUAGCAAACCUGGCCGCCACUGACAUCAUCUUCUUGGUGUGCUGCGUCCCCUUCACCGCCACCCUUUACCCCCUCCCUGGAUGGAUCUUUGGCAACUUCAUGUGCAAAUUUGUCGCCUUUCUGCAACAGGUGACGGUGCAAGCCACCUGCAUCACCCUGACUGCCAUGAGUGGAGACCGCUGUUACGUGACAGUCUACCCCCUGAAAUCUCUUCGGCACCGAACCCCCAAAGUAGCCAUGAUUGUCAGCAUUUGCAUUUGGAUCGGUUCUUUCAUCCUCUCUACACCAAUUUUAAUGUACCAGCGUAUAGAGGAGGGCUACUGGUACGGCCCGAGGCAAUACUGCAUGGAGAGAUUUCCCUCUAAGACGCAUGAGAGGGCUUUCAUCCUGUACCAGUUCAUUGCUGCCUACCUGCUGCCUGUGCUCACUAUCUCUUUCUGCUACACUCUGAUGGUUAAGAGGGUUGGCCAGCCCACUGUAGAACCUGUAGACAAUAAUUAUCAGGUGAAUCUCCUGUCUGAGAGAACAAUCAGCAUCCGGAGCAAAGUUUCCAAGAUGGUGGUAGUGAUUGUGCUUCUCUUUGCCAUCUGCUGGGGGCCCAUCCAGAUCUUUGUCCUCUUCCAGUCUUUCUAUCCUAACUACCAGCCUAACUACGCCACAUACAAGAUCAAGACGUGGGCCAACUGCAUGUCCUACGCCAACUCCUCUGUCAACCCCAUAGUUUAUGGCUUUAUGGGAGCUAGUUUCCAAAAGUCUUUCAGGAAAACUUUUCCCUUCCUGUUCAAGCACAAGGUCAGAGACAGCAGCAUGGCUUCCAGGACUGCCAAUGCUGAGAUUAAGUUUGUUGCUGCGGAGGAAGGCAACAAUAAUAACGCGGUGAACUGAUCCCGAUCAUUUAACAUAAGAAGGAUACGGACAGUUUUCUAAUGUGAACCGUGAAAAAAAUAACACUAAUUGUGUGUAAACGUCCUCAAAGAGCAACUGAUCUGAAAGAGACACUGUUUGGCAGCCGGGAUGUAUUUAUAUCAGUGAAUAUAACUAAUGAAAUGAUGUGAGGAAACUCAGACACAUAAAACAGAUGGGCACUAACAGUAUUUGGCACAAUAUGUUACCUGUUCCAACUGCCAAGGCUGGCAAUGCUGGCACAUGUCUGCCAAACACCAGGUCUGAAUAACACAAAGCUGAACACACCAGAUGACAAAAGAGGAGAGUUUGGCCUGAAAGCUGCAGGCAGGACAUUUAAUCCCUGUUUGAUCUGAUGAGGUCUGCAGCUCUAGAAUAAACUGGACCGAGGACAGAUGAUGAUUAUAGAUAUCAUAUGAAAUGAAACAACACUGAAUGUAUAUUUGAAUUUAACAUUCUUGACUAAAUGGCAGUUGGCUUGUUUUAUUUUUGUUUGUUUUUUUGCUAGUUUUUCUGUGGUUGACAUUUACGUCUUCGUUGGAGAAAAAGAGAAUAAUUUAACACUUUGAGUAUGCGUCACUCCGAAGAACAGCGAACACUGUGACACUGUGUAAAUGUUUAAAAGGUGAGCGUUCUUAUAAUUUCUUUAAGCAAUCUUCAGGAAUACUUCUCCUGGCUUCUCAAAGGACAUUCAAAGCUCUUCUUUGGAUGUUCGCUGCCUUUUGUUCCAUUUUCUGUCAAAAUGAUCUCGUGCUGUUUCAGUGGUGUUGAUGUCCAGGCUCUGGGGAGGCCAAUCCAUGACUGAUGGUAUUUCAUUGUGUGUUUUUCUAUCGAGGUGUGCUUUGAAUGCAUUGGCAGUGUGUUUGGGAUCAUUGUCAUGAUGAAAAAUGAAGCUGUUUUCAGUCAGAUGUUACUUUAUAGCAGAUUAAUAUCUGAUAAUACUUUUCUUUGUUAAUAAUUCCAUCAAUUUUGACAAGAUCCCCGACACCCCUGACUGAAAUGUAGCACCACACCAAAUCUCCACCAUGUUUUACAGAUGGUUGUAGACACACUUUGGUAAUGGUUUCUUGACAGCUUCCCUUCCACUCAGACCAUUUCUAAUGAGGCUUCAGUGAGCAGUAGAUGGGUCAACUUCAGAUGCAUCUCUUUAAGGUCCUCUGUCGGGUCAUUUCUUAGGACAUGAUAGGACUCUACUUUUUUUCAGGUCUGCAAUUUUUUAUUUUCUUCUCCACUAGCCCUAACUCACAGUUUUUAGAACACACCAAACACUAUGCCAAGAUAUGGCAGGUUUUCAGCUAAUAGUUCUUUGGAAAUUACCUCGUUGGUGCAAAAAAGACUAUUUUAUGCCUGUGAACCUGUGUUAUCAUUAGCAUUCUUCAUAGAUUCAACUAAAGAAAUGAGAACAAUCUGUUUUUGCUACAGGUACUAGCAAAGUGCCUAAAUAUACACAUUUUAAAUGGAUUCUUUACUAAAAUAUCUGUUAUGUGUUAACACAAUAGUGAGUUAGGUGGCUUUUUCAUGCUUGAAUCCUUGGGAGCAAAAUAUAAAGAAAUGAGGGGUGACUCACAAAUUUCACGUAGCGAGGUAUACUUGUUAUUACACAUUUGACAACACUGUUUAAACAAACAGCCUUGAAUGCCUCAUACCGGUACACUGACCACUGUAACGCCAAAUUUGUCAGCUUUCACCAGCUCUCUUAUCAUACAGCCAUGUUAAGGUUCUUAUCAAUCUCUAAGCAAGACAGCAAAUAUGCAAAACUCCUCAAAUAUCAAACUGCUUGUUUAAAAAUUAUGAGUUUAUCUCACUUCUGUUCAGUUUUGUGAGUUUGUGAGUCAUGUGGAUCCAGAUCCACAUGACUCACACAAAGAUUCAUCAAUUUUAUACACUUCACUACAGGCUACUACAUACGCCCAUGGUAUUAUAAGUGAAAAUAAAAGGGAAUCAGAUCGUUUCUUGAGGCAACAGAAGUUAAAGCUGUGCUUUUUUGUUCGUUUAAAAACAACUGAAUCCAGCUGAAUCGUUUCCGUUGCUGGCAGUAUGAUGAGUGGUGUGAUGGCUAAACCGGGGGUUGUAGUCAGUGAAGUGUAGACAGUGUUUACUUUGCUUUUGUGUCCCAUGCACAAACAUUCGCACCUUACUUAAUUGUGCAUUCACAAACACUAUAGAAACAUGCACGCAUGCACACAGGCAAAUACAAGCACACAUCCACAUUUCGCCCACUGCAUCUACUUUUUUCGUUAGUGGUAUCAGUUGUUACAUCUUCUCAGAAAAAAAAAAAACACCCUUGCACGAUCUUGUCAGACAGACGGCGGAGACGACCUGCUCCAUUGUGAGAGUGCAUUCUGAAGGAGAAGCUGAUGACAGAGCAACUGUCUGGCAAUAGAAAUGCAGCCUAUCAUAGUUAAUAAAUCUGUAAAGCUGUUAAUUAGGGGGAAAAAACAUGCAGGAAGAUUUUUCUAACAUAGGUUGAACUACAUGGCCACCUUAAUGCAGCUAUAGAUAAUGUAACCUUACAUUAUACUGGUCAUUAGUAGAUGCUAAUUACAUACUUGCAAGAAUAGAGUAGAACACAGCAGAACAUGCAUCUUGCAGCCGUGUGUCAAAAUGUUUGUACUCGUGCUAAAAAAAAAGCACUUUGAGUUUUGUUGAAACAAUUUGAGCUGCACUGUUUUAGCAGCAAGUAAUUAGUCCUCCAUUUGCAAUUCAAAUUGUACAAAAAGCAGCCAACUAAAGAAAGUGUCACCCACUAAUUAGAACAGAAAAAAAGGGUAUGGCAUGGAGUGCAUUGUGAGGCCAUUUAUUUACGUGAGCACUGCUCUAAAAAAUCAGAAUCAGAAUACUUUAUUGAUCCCUGGGGGAAAUUAUUUUUUGUUACAGUGCUCCAUUAUAAACCAACA